This is a messenger RNA of Struthio camelus australis, 1191 nucleotides long. The record is from RefSeq and is a predicted model, not a curated record. Lineage: Eukaryota; Metazoa; Chordata; Aves; Struthioniformes; Struthionidae.
AUGUGCAUCUGUGCUGAUUCCCAGUCCCGCACCACCUGGAUCAGCGAGAUUGUGGACAUGAUCCUGCACGGCGGCGACCCUGAGAAGUGCAAGAGGGAUGCGAUCACCCACCGGGUGCCCAUGCUGGAGUUGGUCUUCCCCGGGCAGAUGCUGGCAGGGACAGAGCAGCUGGCCUCCAUGCCCUCACCCCGUGUGGUGAAGACCCACCUGCCCGUCCAUGUGCUGCCCCCGACCUUUUGGGCCAACGGCUGCAAGAUGGUCUAUGUGGGCCGCAACGCCAAGGACGUGGCUGUCUCCUUCUACCACUUCACCCUGAUGAACAAGAUGCUGCCACACCCUGGCACCUGGGCCAAGUACCUGGAGGAGUUCAUGGCGGGGCAUCGUUCCUGGCGGGACCCCCGGCGGGAGAUCGGGAAGGUAGCGCAGUUCCUGCAGCAGGACCUGCCAGCGGCAGUGCUGGAUGCCAUCACCCGCCACACCUCCUUCGAGGCCAUGCGGGACAACCCCACCACCAACUACACCUCGGUGCCCGCCGAUCUCAUGGACCAUGACAUCAGCCCCUUCAUGCGCAAAGGCAUCGCCGGCGACUGGAAGAACCACUUCACCGUGGCCCAGAGCGAGCGCUUCGACGAGGAUUACGCGCAGAAGAUGGCAGGGACCGACCUGCACUUUCGCACCGAGCUCUGAGGACGGCGCCCACCGCGCACCCCACGGCCCCACCGGAGCCCACUGGCCCCUUUUUCUGCCCCCCACCCAAUAUUUCCUCUCGGCAUUGGCAUUAGUACUGCCCCAGCACCUGGUUGCAUCUCACUAAUUUUCUUACGCAAAAGGUUGUUUUACAAAGUGGGAGCUUGAUGCCUGCAUGGUCACUGAUAGUCCAAGGACACCUCCGGCCCGUGUAAAGGUUAUUCCAACACUAGGAAGCACGGCGGAGUCUCCCUAGAGUUAAUAUUGCACUCAUCGCACAUAAACCUCCUUGGCUGUGUCUAAGAUAUGUCCUAUGCGACAGCUAUUUUGAAGAAAUAAUGCCAGCUUUUCAGCUAUUGGGAGUGCAUUUCUAACUAAGCCAAGAGCCCCAAGUCCCACCUGCGGUGAGCAUUUGGGGUCCCCUUGGUCUGUGAGCCCCCAAAUACGCACUGGCGCGGUGACGUUUCCAGCAUGCGACAAAUAAAGGUGGUUUCCUGCCCAGUA